CCCCGCGCAGGCCCCGUGGGCUCCGCUCGCGCCCCGCCCCCCGUUCCGGAGGUGGGCUCCCGCGCCGCGCCCCAGGCCUGCAGGCGCGCGGGCCGGUGGGUGGCCCUCCGCUCGCCGUGGUGCCAUGGUGCCGCCGCUGUCACCGCCUCUUUGCACGCUGCCACCGGGCCCCGGACCCCCGCGCUUCGUGUGCUUUUGCGAGGGGGAGGGAGAGGACGGAGGCCCCGGCGCCUUCAACCUCUAUGUGACCGACGCGGCGGAGCUAUGGAGCACCUGCUUCACGGCGGACAGCCUGGCGGCCCUCAAAGCCCGUUUUGGCCUGAGCGCGGCUGAGGAUAUCACUUCCCGGUUCAGGGCAGCCUGCGAGCAGCGAGCUCUGACUUUCGUCCUGCAGGAGGACCGAGCAUCCCUCACCCUUUCAGGGGGGCCCUCAGCACUGGAUUUUGCCCUCUCCAAGCUGCCGGGCCCAGAGGCAGCCUCCAGGUUGCAGGCGCUGACCCUGAGGCUGGCAGACCAAGUGUGCACCUUGACGAGGCAGCUGGCAGCUGCGGAGGUGACAGCUGCCAGCCCCAGAAAGAGCCCUUGUCUGGUGGGGCCUCAGCUCUUCUUACCAGACCCAGAUGCUCAGAGAGGCGGCCCUGGACUCGGGGUCAGGAGGCGGUGUCCAGGAGAGUCCCUCAUCAACCCCGGCUUCAAGAGGUACUCAGCCACUCGGCCACUUGUCCCUCCCUCCAGUGCCGGGGGUGCUGCUGUACCCCCCGCACCCCCCCUGCACAACACCACAGCGUCACUUCCUCUUCUCUCCUAGUAAGAAACCAGCCGGUGGUGUAGACUUUGAGAGCCCUUGAGGGUGCAGCAAAGUGCGAUCCCGCCAGCCAUCUGCCUGUGAAGUGGGGACAGCCUCUGAGAGGCGUCUUGCCGGAGGGUCGGGCACGCCUGCUCCCCACACCCCUUCUCCGUCGAAUAAAUGCUUCCUCGGAGGGAGGAACCGGCCACA
Messenger RNA from Mustela erminea (ermine), 997 nucleotides. It is a transcript of the gene PAXX, whose product is annotated as PAXX non-homologous end joining factor. The transcript is spliced from 6 exons. Bases 125 to 808 code for a protein of 227 amino acids. Lineage: Eukaryota; Metazoa; Chordata; Mammalia; Carnivora; Mustelidae. Gene Ontology annotation, molecular function: molecular adaptor activity. Gene Ontology annotation, biological process: double-strand break repair via nonhomologous end joining. Gene Ontology annotation, cellular component: site of double-strand break; nonhomologous end joining complex; nucleus. The record is from RefSeq and is a predicted model, not a curated record.